This is a messenger RNA of Ceratosolen solmsi marchali, 2218 nucleotides long. It is a transcript of the gene nAChRa7, whose product is annotated as nicotinic acetylcholine receptor alpha7 subunit. The record is from RefSeq and is a predicted model, not a curated record. Bases 343 to 2019 code for a protein of 558 amino acids. Lineage: Eukaryota; Metazoa; Arthropoda; Insecta; Hymenoptera; Agaonidae. Gene Ontology annotation, molecular function: transmembrane signaling receptor activity; acetylcholine-gated monoatomic cation-selective channel activity. Gene Ontology annotation, cellular component: postsynaptic membrane. Gene Ontology annotation, biological process: monoatomic ion transmembrane transport. The transcript has 12 exons.
AAGUGAGGAUAAGGUGGAGGCAGAGGGGGAGGAGGAGGAGGAAGUCGUGGCGACGGUGGCGAGAGCACUAGGGGCUCGUUCUCCACCACCUCGUCGUCGCCAGCGUCGUUGGGAUGCUGGUUGUCGAAGCGAGCGGUAAAGCAGCGAUGGAUCGUCGCGCCUCGUCUACGGGAAAGAGCCCGCGUUGGGCCUGCACAGCGAGACGUUGAGCCGAGAUCGAGGAGAUUGGAACGAGGGGGAAAGAGCUGGAGCUGGGACCGUGGAGCCGGCGGCUGCCGCGAGGUGAACCUCCUUUGGAGCUGGUGGAGGAGCAGCUUGCUUUUUUAAGUCAGAGACGGGAACAUGAGAGGUGGCUGGACACUCAUGGCGGCGAUCGCCCUGGCUGCGUCGGGGCUGGUAAGUGGCGGUUUUCACGAGAAGAAGCUGCUGAACGACCUCCUGGAUUCCUACAACGUGCUGGAGCGUCCCGUACAAAAUGAGUCUGAACCCCUUCAGCUGAGCUUCGGCCUCACGCUCAUGCAAAUUAUCGAUGUCGAUGAAAAAAAUCAGCUCCUAAUUACGAAUCUGUGGUUGAAACUGGAAUGGAAUGACGUUAAUAUGAUGUGGGACCCUUCCAAGUAUGGCAAUGUUCGAGAUUUAAGGAUACCGCCACAUAGACUCUGGAAGCCCGAUGUCCUCAUGUACAAUAGUGCCGAUGAAGGUUUCGACGGUACGUAUCCAACAAACGUUGUGGUUAAAGAAAACGGAACCUGUCUAUAUGUACCUCCAGGUAUAUUCAAGAGCACCUGUAAAAUUGACAUUACUUGGUUUCCAUUCGACGAUCAACGUUGCGAAAUGAAAUUUGGCUCUUGGACAUAUGACGGAUUUCAGUUGGAUCUUCAACUACAGGAUGUCGCUGGAGGUGAUAUUAGUAGCUUUAUAACUAACGGCGAAUGGGAUCUUUUAGGUGUGCCAGGGAAGAGGAACGAAAUUUAUUAUAAUUGUUGCCCGGAGCCGUAUAUUGAUAUUACAUUUGUUGUCAUAAUAAGAAGACGAACACUAUAUUACUUCUUUAAUCUCAUUGUGCCAUGCGUUUUGAUCGCGAGUAUGGCUGUUUUAGGCUUUACAUUGCCACCUGAUUCCGGGGAAAAACUAUCUCUCGGAGUAACAAUUCUUUUGUCUCUUACGGUGUUUCUUAAUAUGGUGGCGGAAACGAUGCCUGCUACUUCGGAUGCUGUGCCACUUUUAGGCACCUAUUUUAAUUGUAUAAUGUUCAUGGUGGCCAGCAGUGUGGUUAGUACAAUUCUUAUAUUGAAUUACCAUCAUCGUAAUUCUGACACCCACGAGAUGGCAGAAUGGGUGAAAGUCGUCUUCCUAGAUUGGCUGCCUUGUAUAUUACGAAUGUCAAGGCCAAGCCAAGAUGAUGAUGAGACUACACAAAAGUCUCAAAAACCUUCUCCAGUAACUGGUACAAGUAAGGCAUACGGCGAUCUGGAGUUGCACCAACGUUCAAGCAAAUCUUUGUUAGCGAAUGUUCUCGACCUCGAGGACAAUGCCCUUGCAUCGCACAACAAUCUGUUGAACAACGUGUACAGCACUCCGGGUCCGCAUCACCACGGACAUGUGCACGUCACGCCUCAUCAUCAUCAUCAACCGCACACGGCCACGACGACGCCCCACCACCAGCACCAGGUGCCGUUGGCCCAUACAUCUUACCCACCUCCGGCACCGACGGCUCACCAGCUCGGGCACACGCCCCACCAUCAUCCUCAUCCGCAGGAUGGGACAGGCGGCGCUCAGGUUGAGACGAUCCUGCAAAGCGCCUGCUUUUGCGCGCGCUACGAGCUUAUUCUUAUCCUCAAGGAAAUCAAGAUAAUCACUGAUCAACUGAAGGACAACGAGGUUCAGACGAAGAUUACCAACGACUGGAAAUUCGCUGCGAUGGUAAUUGACAGAUUGUGCCUAAUCAUUUUUACUCUGUUCACGAUAAUCGCAACCAUCACCGUCCUAUUCACGGCACCACACAUCAUUGUCACGUGAUUUACGAGCCUCUCACAAAAAAAGAGGACGUACAGAGAUUGCAUCACAGUAUUCUGCCAUAAGUACGGCCAUAUUGCCGUUGUUAUUGCUGUUCAAUUAAAAGGGACACAUUGAUGAAUGUCACAUUUGUUAUAUCUAACUCGAUUUGCUUCAAUUUUUCAAAGUACUCUGAAUGUCAGGAGUUACUUUUUAAAAUUAU